AUGGAGAAGGAAUUCUUAAAGAGAAAAAGUUUACAUCAAUGCUACCUUUUUUCGCCUGUUGUGGGACACAUAAAAGGAAUUAACCUCAACAAUUGUGUUGACUUAGAAUAUAUUGACAAUCACAUAUUGGAUGAUGGAUCUGAUGAUGGUCGAGGUGAAGCCUCACCGGUGACAAGCCAGCCUUCUCCCAAUAGAAGUCAAAAUGCUCCUGUAUAUGCUAUGCCACCGCCUCCUGCAAUGGGAGAAAGUGCCGCGCUAAAUCAAGGUGAUGUUCCAGUUUAUACGCCUGGUGAAUUUAUUCACCAAACAUUAGAGGGAAUAAAGAAAACAGAUAUAGAAGUCGCAGUCGGUCUUUUAGGUACAAGACUUACCGCAUUUCUGUCCCGGACUGUUUUGAUUAUGACAUACUUAAUUAAUAUUCCAAUUAUAGAGUAAAAUAUACAAACCAAAAAUAUGUAGGGUCAGUAAGAAGAUGUGAUCUUUAAUUUUUCUUGACAUGAUGUAAUCUGUUUUCUUUGUCUACGUUUAUGUAAUCUAACAGGUUAUUGGUUAUAUUUUGACAUGCUUUACGUUUUUUUUUGUUUUUUUUUUAAUUUUCGAUACUAGCAAUGCGACUAAAAACGUGAACAUGGAAGACAAAACUUUAUUUUAUCUCACUCUUGCCGUAAUUAAGACAAGUCACACAGCAAAUAUGACAUUCAGUCUAGUAAUUCGUUGGGAUGUUAAAGUGAAUUUGCAAAACGUAUCUUUUUUUUAACUUGAAUGAACUCAUAAUCCAAACUUAGAUAAUUCUAUUGAAUCUCAAGAUAGUUUUUGUUUAAAUUGCAGUUUCUUUUUAUUCAUUGUAACAAAAACUUGUGGAAAACUUGGUCCUAACCUAACCUAAUUGAGUCCAUAUAUUUGUAAAUUGAAAAAUUUUCUUUUGACAUCAGCGGAUGUAAUUUGCAAUAAUAAAACUAAUUUUUUCGAAACAAUUUCCAACUCAAAUCUUAAUUCUUAUAGAAUUUGACAACCAUUAUUAUUUAAUAAUUGCUUAAAAUUAUUGAAAAAAUUUCCAAUUUUAUUUCUAACCUAUAGGGAAACAGAAUUUAAAUCCUUUUAUUGAUGCUGUGCUUUAUGAUAGUAAUAACAACUUUGAUUAUUAACAUUAAUAAAAAAUAAAUAUGAGAAAUUGGUAAUAUAAUAGCAAAUACAUCUUCAAAUAACACCUCAACAAUAAAUAAUCAAGUUAUGUUCAAAACUUGUGACAAGAACUGAGCUAAUAUCUGGUACAUUAUAUUUGUAAAUUGAAAAUUUUUUUUGACACUGACGGAUGUAAUAGGGCAUUUUUUAAAACUUGUUAUAAUAUUUGGUUCUAAAUUAAUUUUUUUUUGAACAAUUCUCAACUAGAACUUUACGUACUUCAGAAAGAAUUUGACAACCAUUGUUAAUUUGAAUAAUUGCUUCAUAUUUGAAUAAUUGCUUAUUUGUCUUAUUGCAAUAAUGUCUUACUGCGCCGUCUCCCUUCGAAGGUUGGCGAUCCAAUUGGUUAUAACUACGCGCAAAAUGGUGGCUCUGAAGAUCUCGCUCGAUGUUGUGCCAACCAGGUUCUUGAGCCAAGAUUUUUGUCUUCUUUUCCUCCGAAUUUUUCCUUCAUUGAUAAUCGUAGUAUUUCGUUUCUGACAUGUUUCGUUCACAUGUCCAAUGUUCGUUAGUUUAUCCUCUUUGAUCGUUAACAUUAAUUCUUUUUUUGUCUGAAUUAUGCUAAGAACUUCGGUGUUUGUUGUUCUUUUGGUACAGGAAAUACGUAGUAUUCUCCGUUAAAGGUACAUUUCAAAAGCUUGGAUGCGUUUUUCUAGCGAGGGUUUAAAAGUCCAGCUCUCACAGCCGUAGAGUAAAAUUGAAAAUACAGAACAGCGCACCAUUCGGAUUAGAUGUCCAGAUACCGUCUGAUAAAGAAGUUUGUCAUGCAGAUAAACAUCUUCCUAGCCUGAUCAAUUAUUUAUAGGACCGCAUUUUUCUAAUAGUAACUACUAUUCAUUAGUGCAGCCAGGCAUCUGAUGGAUGAUAACUGUUCAAUGAUUCUGUCAUGUAUUCGGAGGACAGCUUGUGUUUGUUAUUUGGAGAAAACCAUAAGUUUCGUUAUGGUGAACGUUCGCUACAUACUACAAUAUCUAUAAUUUUUUGUAGUUCCAUCACGCUGCUGGCAAGAACGAUUGUAUCAUCGGUAUAUAUUAUAUUAUUAAUUAUUUUGUCGUUGAUUAUGAUUCCUGGGAAAAUGUUUUCUGAGUACAGAUUAAAGAGAAAUGAGAACAAUAUACAUUUCUGUCGGACAUCUAUACUUAUGGCCUAUCUUCUCCGACAUGUUGCUCUCCUCCCUUACUUGAGCUAUCUGAGGCCAAUACAUUUCUGCGAUAAUUCGUAAGUCACCCUCGUCUAUACCUGUUACUUUGAGUAUUUCUGCUAGUUGUUCGCAAUUAAAAGCUUUGCAAUAGUCUAUAAAGCAGUAGUAUAUUUUCACAUUCAUCUCAUGGGGUUUUCUAUGAAAAUAUAUUGAGUGAGAAUAGAGCCUCACGAUUUCCCCCUCCGUUUCUGUCGCCGAAUUAGGUGUCGUCAACAAAUCUCUCAAAAAGCUUAAUACCAAACCGUCUUCGUGUACCAGGAGCCGCAUAUACCUCAUCAGGUCCUAGGGCCUGGGUUUUACUAUCUUUCUAUAAUAGGACGGCAUGUUGUACCUCUUCUUUAGUGAUAACAGCACUUAUUUUAUUGAUCUGUUUGCCAUGUGGGGGUCGCUAAACUUUUAUAGGAAUAUGCAAAAUUCCAAAUAUGUGCAUGAAAUAUACACAAUGUGCAUUUUGCAUAUUUGCCAAAGUCUAGAUAUUAUCAAUGCAUUAUGAUAUAAAAACAGGAAAGAACAGCGGUGGACAGCAACGGUAGAAAAAGAUAAUGUCUAGAUGAAGACGGGUGUAGUAGUAAAUUCACUGAAUUUUGAGCGUUGUCGCCAGGUUUAGUCAGAGUGUCAACUAUUAAAUGUAACUGAAUUUUAUCUCCUCUUGGACAACUAUAAAUUUGGCCGGCUGUCAGGAUCUUUGCAAAAGAUUUUCAGUACAAUUUAAAGUUAAUAAAAUUUUUUUUUAUAAACUAUUGUCCAAUGUUUGUUUAUCAUUUAUAAAUUUUUAUUCACCUACGUUCAUGGUAAACUGUUUACCUAUUUAGAACAUUUGGGUUACUUGUCAGAUUUGCCUAUGUAACUUUGCCUGUGUAACUUCUAUUGAAGUAGAAUAAGUUGAGUUUGUUUGUAAUAAAUCACGUCGUCAAUUCCAAAUUUCGAUGUUGAUUGAAUUGUCGCGGGUUUUAAUUAGUCUAAUAAAUUCUACAGUUCAACAAAGCGCAUACUUUCUUCUGUUAUUUUCUACAAGUAACCGAUAAUCUUCCAGUGCAGUACGCUUUUAUUUUUUACAAACCAAAUAAAUUGGUCUUAGGCCGUUUUUGGCUUUGUCUUUUACUUCAAAUGAUUUUACGUCUCUAACUUUUUUUAAAUGAUUUUCUUAAUUUGUUGUGUUUCGAAUGGAAAAUGAGCAUGCCCAAGUGAUAACCGAUAACCCGAUAAAGUAGUGUCCCACACUUUUGACAAAUAAAAUAAGAGCAUAAGUAUGCACGGUAUAAUCAAUAAUAACAUAACUUCAUUAGUAAUAUUAUAAUUAUGUUAUAAGUUUAAAUUCUUUUGUCUCCAUUUAUAUAUACUUCGGUCCAUCCUACCGAGCAACUAUUGUAACAAAAUAUACUAGUAUAAGUUAGUAGCGACGCCUAUAUGAAGUCAGUAGACUUCUUAUUUAAUCUUUAAAAUUUAAGAAAGCUGCCAAUCCAAUCUUACUUUAAGCUACAGGACGAUAUUAGGAAUAACCUUUUAUUCCGACAAUACAUCAGCAGUUUACCCAUGCAAAAACACCAUCAUUUGCACUUUUGAUGUAGAGGAAAAGCGUUACAAUCUAUAUACAGUAGACUCGCGAUUAUCCGAGUCCCGAUUAACUUGCCUCUGGAUUAACCGAGGUAGUAAUUGAAAAGAACUAAUUAUGUAAUAAAUUAGCUUAAGAGUGAUAUGAUAAAGUGAAAGCGUUGCGCUGGUUGUUGGUAUGCUGAAGAGAUGAGUCACUAGCGAGUAUUAUUGUUCCAGUCACUUCUACUGGCCGCCUCACCAGCUACUCCUCCACCCGUCAGUUUGAGUCAUAACAGCUAGCUGUUCGGUUCGGUUUGUGUAGUUUCUAUGUAACUUGAAGUGUAAUAUAAGUUUAAAAUGUUAACGAGUUGCGGUUUCUUUAGAAACAAAAUUAAGUGCUUUAAAACUCUUGGAAAAGCGAUAAGGGUGAAUCAGUAAAUAGGGUUGCUGCUGACCUAGGUAUUGGAGAAGUGAUUGUGGAGACGUAAACGAAAAGAUAUUGAACAAUGAACAAUGAAAAUUAUGAAGAAAGGAGAAUACGAAUAGACUUCUCAAGCCUUAUUUUUAUGGUUUUUUAAUCUUCGAGAGUUAGAAAGUCUAAUUAGCAGCACCAUGCUUUAAUCUAAGGCUGUCGAAUUUCACAAACAGUUUACGGAAGGCGAGGGAAAUUUUACUGCAAGUGAUGGUUAACUGGAUGGAUGGAAGAAGAGGUAUGGCAUCCGACAACUGAACAUUUCGACAAAAGAGUAACUCUUUUGAUGUGUAGCAACUCUUCUGGAUCAUUAAAAUUAAGACCAUUGGAAAAUAGAAGAAUCCAAGGGCCUUUAAAAAUAUUUUAGUAAACCGCCUACCCACCAUGUACAUGAAUCAACGUAGUGCGUGGAUGGAUUGUUAAUUUUUUAAAAAUUGAUUUUUUGACGAGUUUGUUUGCGUUGUUAAGGCCUACUUAAAAAAGAAAAACCUAUCAAGAAAAGCUAUUCUUCUUUAGGACAACGCGCCAUCUCAUCCAUACGCAAGUUCGUUGGCUAACGGCAAUAUUAAAGACACUAAAGCUGUUUUCUUGCCACCAAACGUCAGAUCUCAAAUUCAACCUCUGAACCAAAGAAUUUUAGAGGCUAUGAAACGGAUCUAUCGUUGAGGGCUUCUCUAAGUGUUGUUGGCCAGAUUGGAUCAGGGAAAGACUGUGACAGCAGCUCUUAAAAAAUCACCGUUAAGGAUAUUUCUUACUGGAUAGCUUCAGCGUGGGAUGAAGUAAGAGAAACAACUGUGCAAAAGUCAUGACGAAAGCUUUUUCAAAUUGAAGCGAAAAGUGAUAGAAAAGAUAACAAUAACUUUAUUGCUGAAAUAGUAGACCUCGCUAAUAAGUUACCAACGGAACUAAUAAAUUAUGGAGACGUCAAUGAGUGUAUUAUGCAAGAUCAGCAAAUGAAAUUGACUGAUGAUGCAAUCGCCGACAUGGUUAUCAACCCACACAAUGUCACUGAGGAUGACACAGAUGAGAUAAUCCAGCAAAUAUCUCACUCCGUAGGAUUGAAGGCGAUUGGAACUGCCCUCGUUUACAUUCAGCAACAGGAAGAGUCAAACUCUACCGAUGUCUUUCAUCUUCAGCGUUGGCGAAACAUUACAGCGUUAAAAGGAGGCCAGAAGUUGACGCAGAAAUCUAUCAAAGACUUUUUUAAAACAAGAAGACGGUCCAGUGCGUAAUUAGUUUCCUAUCUAUAUAUUUUAACUAUGUACUGUGGAUAUAGGUUUACAUGGUUCAAUUGUCCAUAAUAAACGAAUUAUAUACGAAUUAAAUUUUUUGUUUAUUUUAAGUAACUACCCGAUCUCCCAAUUAGCUCGGAUAAUUGUG
This is a messenger RNA of Diabrotica balteata, 5768 nucleotides long. Lineage: Eukaryota; Metazoa; Arthropoda; Insecta; Coleoptera; Chrysomelidae. The record is from the annotation of a GenBank genome assembly.